Molecule: messenger RNA, 555 nt
Organism: Sinocyclocheilus anshuiensis
Lineage: Eukaryota; Metazoa; Chordata; Actinopteri; Cypriniformes; Cyprinidae
Product: urokinase plasminogen activator surface receptor-like
Exons: 5
Coding region: 1-531 (176 amino acids)
Source: RefSeq, a predicted model, not a curated record
AUGGGAACUAUUACUGGCCUACAUGGUUUCGACAAUAAUGUUAAAACGAGUCAGUGUCCCACUGAAUCUACCAACUGCUUCGGUGCAACAAUUACUGUCAACAGUACUACAGUGAAGGUUAAAAGUUGUGCUCCAGCUGUCUGUCCAAGUGGAUCCAUCAACCUUGGCAUUGGAAAAGGCUCUUCUCUGUGCUGUAACACUGAUCUCUGUAAUGCCCAAGAUGCUCCAGAUCCCAGCACUAACGCUCCCAAUGGAAAGACGUGUUACUCUUGUGAUGGACAGAGCUGCUUAAACACAGUGAGCUGUUCAGGGACUGAAGACCGCUGCUUUAAUGCAACAGCGAGUUUCGGAGGUCAACCAGUGGCUGUUAAAGGUUGUGCCUCUAAAUCUAUUUGUGAUGUCCCAAACUUGAUUCCUACUGUGAAUGAUGUCUCAUGCUGUUCGGGGAACCUGUGUAACGGUGCUCAGAGUGUCACUCAGAGCUUCCUGUUCCUCUGCUGUUCUCUGCUCUCCUUCAUCCUGCUGCACUGAAUCCAGCAGCUCUACACAUUCUGC